Messenger RNA from Leptomonas pyrrhocoris, 2839 nucleotides. RefSeq lists its product as hypothetical. The transcript has a single exon. NCBI's taxonomy places the organism in Eukaryota, Euglenozoa, Kinetoplastea, Trypanosomatida, Trypanosomatidae. The record is from RefSeq and is a predicted model, not a curated record. The coding region runs from base 215 to 2839 and encodes 874 amino acids.
AGAGCGCUUUUUUUAGCUGCGAGAGUAUUUCGGUAGGCAACUCAUUCGUUAAGCCGCGCCUUUGACACGUUAUUAUUAUUAUUAUUGUUUAUUGUAACAGUACUUCUGGUAUUACUGCAGAGAGAAGCGUCGUGGGAGGUAUCCGUUUCGCUUUAGCGUCAAGCUUACGUGUGUGUGUGUGUCGUUGUCGCUGUCUCAGUAACACGUACUCAGAAUGGGGCAGUAUCAAAGCACGCCGACAUUCAAGGCUGGUGCGCAGCCGCAGUCGGAACGUUGUCUGGAGUCAUUCCGUGCGGCGCAGCUCGAUCAACUCCGCGCUCAACUCGCCCACCUCGCCGACGCCCUCGCGCUGAUUGAAGCGUCACACGCGGACGGCAACGACAGCACCUGUGAGUGCUCAAGUCCUGCGAACCGGUCCAUCUCAACGCAGGCGACGUGCCCGCCGUCGUCCGUGUCAACCACUGCGUUCCUCCUACAGCCUUUCGCCCAGGUGCACCUCGCCGGCUACAAGCUCGGCGACGAUGCACUCACGCAGCCUUUCCAGCUGUCACUCGAGCAGCCGCCCGCCAGCGCGCUCGCGUUUCUCGGACGGGACACGGCGCUGUCGGUGCUGGAUCUGAGUUACAACAAUCUCACCUCAACUGUGGUGGAGCCGCUGUUGCGCGCCGUGGCGGAGCUGCCGAUGCUGACGGUGCUGCGACUCAGCGGAAACGCACUAGGAUCUGCCGUCAAGCUGCCGGGUGCGGCGUCGCCAACUGAGCCAAAGGAAGAGCCCAACAAUGAUGAUGAUGAUACGCUCUGCCUUGUCGGAGGAGCGUCGUCUGAUGAGGCGUGGGCCGCUUCGCCGACACCCGCCGCGCAGCUCGGCCGCUGGCUGGCGACCAACCCACCUCUGCGGGAGCUCUUCCUCCACCAAUGUGAAUUCAGAGAUCACGAUGUGCACGCGGUGUUGCGCGGUCUGAUUCCCCACCCCGACAGCACCACGUCCUCGUCCCUUACAACGCUGCAGCUGGCGGGCAACCCCGCGUGCACGUGGCGCAGCGCUCGAAUGGUGCUGCAGCUCGUGCGCAACUUAGGGAACACGACGCUGCGUGCGGUAGAGCUGGAGGGCGCGCCGGCGGACACGGCGGUGCGAUUUGAGUACGCGUGCGCCGCGGACGGCCACUUCCGCUCCGGCAAGACACUGAUUGCCCAAGUAGACGGAGGGGAGGGUGAGGCGGCGGUUGGUGCCACUGAUGCCGCGGCGGCGGCUGUCGUGGUGUCGGAGACGACGCUGCAUGAGCUGACGCCCGGACAGUCGGCACGCUUUCGCAGCCGUCGGCGGCACCUGCGCGAGGAGCUGGACGGCACGCACGUGAUGCUGCCGGCUUUGAUUCAUGAAAUCGAUGCCAUUCUCUCCGUUCGUCGCGCAGCAGCAGCGACAGAAGCAGCAGCAGCAGCAGCGGCCGAAGUAAUCGUCAAAGAUGCCUUGGUUGAGGCCGCACCGCAGGAGCUGCAGCCGCCGACGGAUGCAGCAGUCGAGAUGGAAAAUGGCGGUGAUGGGGGCAGUCUGCGCGAAGUAGCUGUCGACGCGGCGGCGGAGGACGCCGACGCACACGCAGCCGACGACUCACCGCACACGGUGGCGGAGGAUGGUGAUGAUGGAGACCGCGAUGCUUUCCUUCCCAACGCAGCAGCAGAAGCCGCGAUGGAGAAGCCGCCCUUCUCGCCCCCCACGAGGCCGCCCCGUUUCCUCACGUGCUCGCACAUGCGCAAGUCGCUGCAGGUGCGCCGCGAGGCACGCUUUGAGACGCCGCAGCGCAUCGCACGCGUGAUGGCCGAGGCAGAGGCCUUCCGACACCGCAUUCACCCGCUGCAGGUGGACACGCGCGCCCCGCCGUGCGUCGACGUGCACGCCCGCAGUACCUCAAGCCAAUUCGGAAGCGAGAGCGCCGCGGCGCCGUGGUACGCCAAGGAGGGCUUCGUGAUGCGGUCUAAUGGGCUGUCCAACGUGCUGGUGGCCCCGGUGUUGUCUGGGGCCGCCUCUGCGCGGCGGAAUGUGCUGCUGGAGGAGAUGGAGGAUGCGCCGCUGCAGGCGUGUUGGUGUACCCCGCGCAACGCGACGAGCGCGGCGAACUACGCGGGCAUCUUACACUACCACUGCGUGCUGGAGGGGGAGGCGGUUCGCCACCGAGGCGGAACGGCGACGACGGCGAGCACACGAAAAGGGCAGAGCCAGAAGAAAGACGGCGCCUCCAAAGCAACAGGAGUAACAGGUGCUGGAGCGACAGGAGCGGGCUCGAUGCAGCUGCCACCUCUCGUGUCCGCGGAGUCACCGGCUGCUGGUGCUGGUGCUGCUGCUGCUGCUGCGGCGGUGGGUGUGGAGUCACCCAUUAUCGACGGUGGCGUGCGCACCUACCUUGGGUGCUGCGGCACCGGCCACGUCUGCCUCUCCGCCUCAGCCUCCGCUAUGCGUGGACCACAGCGCGCGCAGCGGAUGCGCACCAUGUUGCUGACGCAGUCCGCCAAACGAUUGCCGUCGUCAUCAUCGUCGUCGGCGGCGGCGGUGCGUCCAGCAACGUCGCACGGAGGUGGCGGUGGCGUGACGGGGCGCCUUGGCAGUCUGCGCCGGGCUCCGCCGCGAGCGCGUGUGUCGUCCGCGCCCUCGCUGUCGUUGAAGACGGACGACGACGACGACGACGGUCUGCCGUGCAAGGCGUCGGAUAUGUUUAGUGGGGCCAAGACGGUGCACCAGACCACGAACGGGCUCGCCGUGGCGCUCAACUACAGCCCCGUGGCGUUCUUUGCAGCUCCGCACGUCGCGUGUGCGGCGGGCAUUCAGAUGGAGGAAUGCACGUGA